Messenger RNA from Pelodiscus sinensis (Chinese soft-shelled turtle), 2184 nucleotides. The record is from RefSeq and is a predicted model, not a curated record. NCBI's taxonomy places the organism in Eukaryota, Metazoa, Chordata, Testudines, Trionychidae.
UAGUGCUGCUAUAUAAAGGCUGGGCAGGCACAGGGCUUAUGUUGCUUCUGGCUGAGAAGGGAGCAGGAGUGAGAGUUUCCCCAGAUUGCACCAUGGCUUCUAAUGACCCCAGUGCCGCUUCCCCGAAGGACGAGGAGCAGAGGAACAUAGCCAACCGGGUGGCCAACCUGCCCUUGGUCAGCUCUGCCUACGACAUGGUCUCCACGGCCUACGCCGCCUCCAAGGAGAGCCACCCGUACGUCAAAUCCGUCUGCGACGCGGCGGAGAAGGGCGUGAAGACCAUCACUGCCGCGGCCGUCAGCGGUGCCCAGCCCAUCCUGACCAAACUGGAGCCACAGAUUUCCACUGCAAACGAGUACGCCUGCCGGGGGCUGGACAAGCUGGAGGAGAAGCUGCCGAUCCUUCAACAGCCGACCGACAAGAUCAUCUCGGAUACCAAACAGCGGGUGACUGCCACCGUCACUGGGGCCAAGGACGCAGUGAGCAGCACCAUGACGGACAUGGUGGAUCUGACCAAAGGGGCCGUCCAGGGGGGCGUGGAGCUGACCAGAUCGGCCGUGACGAGUGGUGUGAACACGGUCCUGGGCUCGGCUGUGGGCCAGAUGGUGGCCAGUGGCGUGGAUGCCAUGCUGGGCAAGUCAGAAGAGCUGGUGGAUCACUACCUCCCGAUGACCGAUGAGGAGCUAGCUAAACUGGCCACCUCGGUGGAAGGCUUCGAGGUGGAGCAGCAGAAGCAGCAGCAGAGCUACUUUGUGCGCCUGGGGUCCCUGUCCACCAAGCUGCGCCACCGGGCCUACCAGCACUCCCUGGGCAAGCUGCGGGAUGCCCGGCAGAGCACCCAAGAGGCUCUGUCCCAGCUCCACCAAACCAUAGAGCUGAUGGAGCAUGCCAAGCAGGGUGGUGCUCAGAAGCUCCAGGAGGGCCAGGAGAAGCUGCACCAGAUGUGGCAGGAGUGGAGCCAGAAGCAGCCACACAAGGAGACAGUCUCCGUGCAGCCACAGGAGGGUCUCCAUGGGCAGGUGGAGGACCAGGCUCUAGUGAUGUCCCGCAGCCUCACCCAGCAACUGCAGACCACCUGCCUGAGCCUGGUGGCCGGCCUGCAAGGCCUCCCCGCUGACCUCCAGGACAAGGUGCAGCUGGUCCGUCACAACGUGGACGAGCUGCGUGCCUCCUUCGCCGCCGCCGGCUCCUUCCACGACUUGACCGGCAGCGUCUUGGCCCAGAGCCGGGAGCGCGUGACCAAGGCCCGGAAGCUGGUGGAUGAGCUGAUGGAGCAGGUGGUGCAGAACGCCCCCCUCUCUUGGCUGGUGGGCCCCUUCGCCCCAUCGGGCAAGCAGCAGGAGGAAAUGGAGAUGGAGUAGCCUCCUGCCCGUCCGGCUUCAAGGCUCUAGGCUAAGCCUAGAGCUUCUGUGGGGGAGGGGAGUAACUCCUGCCCCUGCAUCACUUCCUGUUACACAGCUAGCCUGGCGCUGGAGCACAGCACAGGGUGGCCAGAUUCAGUGCCUCAGCCCUGGCAUCCCUCUUGCUGCACUGAGCUUGGCUCUUGGAUGCAGAAGCUUCCUCCAUGGGAGACAGCCACUGUGGGCUGGGUCAAGCUCCCAGUGAAACUCACUGGCUCUGAACAAUCCAUGACCCCCUGAAAUGGGGCUUAAGGCAGAGCUGGGGUGCCCCGGCAGCCACCUCUAGGUGAGAGUUGUCAGAACAUCUGACUUCCACCCCAUCAGGGUCCACAGGCUGUCCAGCACCUCUAACCUAGACUAUUCCUAUUAGCAGCAGAUCCUAGGAAUCCAAAAUGCUGGCAUGCAGUCUGGUCUUAGACCAUCACUCAGGUGGGUAGCCCUGAGUGGACACUGGCAGGCAAAUCCUUCCACUUUUAGCAAAGCGCUAACACUGUGGCUGAUCCAAGCCUGGGAUCUCUGCUCCAACUGGGUAUUUGAUGUAAGGUCCCAACAGCAGCUCCCAGCUAACUGCAGCUUAGUCCUGUUAAACAUACAGGCUGCUCCAGCCUUGGAGCUACCACAUCACAGCUCCUUGGUGAGACCAGGAACUGACCAGUGCACUCAGUGCCCAGCACUGCUGUCCUUCCAGGAUUCCCUGCCUGCCCAAAUCAAAGUGCCUUGGCUCUGACUUCUGUAUCUGAUAAGAACCGGUUGCUUGCAAUAAAGCUGUACUUGCAUUGACAAA